GGAAGUGACGUUCUUACAGCGUAGCCUGCGUAGCGUCCACGUAGCGUCUUAAAUCUUGCCGAGAGUAGCUUUUAUACGUCAAACACUCUGUAAAGAGUUUACCAGUGACACACAACUUUUGCAAAUACAAUGGAUCAAGUAAAGAAACUCACAGAGCCAGCACGCCAAUUUACGAAAGACAGUAUUCGUCUUAUCAAACGAUGUACCAAGCCUGACAGAAAAGAGUUCCAGAAAAUUGCUAUUGCAACAGCCAUCGGUUUUUGCAUAAUGGGUUUCAUAGGAUUCUUUGUUAAACUAAUACACAUCCCAAUUAACAACAUCAUUGUGGGUUCAUAAGUUGACGUUAAAUAGAUACAAUUACCAUUUGAUAAGGCUAUUUCUCCCCCAUGUUCCCUGUUAUAUGUAUCUUUAUUUAUAAAGCAAAACAAUGUAUUCCGUUCUGGAUUGUGAUCGAAGUAUGCGAAUGUGUGUAUAUAUCAUUAUAAUGAAUUUUAUAAUAAAAUGAGCAUAUAAGAUGCA
Hylaeus anthracinus is the source of this 519-nucleotide messenger RNA. Its product is annotated as protein transport protein Sec61 subunit gamma. The transcript is spliced from 4 exons. Gene Ontology annotation, biological process: protein targeting; post-translational protein targeting to membrane, translocation. Gene Ontology annotation, molecular function: transmembrane protein transporter activity. Gene Ontology annotation, cellular component: membrane; Ssh1 translocon complex. Lineage: Eukaryota; Metazoa; Arthropoda; Insecta; Hymenoptera; Colletidae. Bases 130 to 336 code for a protein of 68 amino acids. The record is from RefSeq and is a predicted model, not a curated record.